Stomoxys calcitrans (stable fly) is the source of this 2019-nucleotide messenger RNA. Its product is annotated as membrane metallo-endopeptidase-like 1. The transcript is spliced from 3 exons. Bases 1 to 2019 code for a protein of 672 amino acids. Gene Ontology annotation, biological process: protein processing. The record is from RefSeq and is a predicted model, not a curated record. Gene Ontology annotation, cellular component: plasma membrane. NCBI's taxonomy places the organism in Eukaryota, Metazoa, Arthropoda, Insecta, Diptera, Muscidae. Gene Ontology annotation, molecular function: metalloendopeptidase activity.
AUGGAGCAAUUUGUACUCUCUUUACUGAUCCUUCAUUGUGCUUGUUCGCCGCGUACUACGUCUGCCAUCCCUAAAUCAUUGCCUCUCACCAUACCAGUUAGGGAUGCCAACUAUAGAUUUAAAUACGCCCAGCAAAUGGUGUCAUAUAUGAAUCUAACGGUAAAUCCCUGUGAAGAUUUUUACGAAUAUGCCUGUGGCAAUUGGAAGAACACUAUCCCCGAAAGGCAUAGCGAAAGCAAACGAGUCAAUGUUUUGGAUAUUGGAUUUGAAUUAAAUAAAAUAAUUGAAAUUAUACUCCAAAAGAAAGCCAUAGUGCAACUUGUACCCGAAUAUGCUGAGGAGCUGAAAUUGGCCAGAAAAUUUUAUGAAAAUUGUCGGCAAACUCAGCUAUACCCCAUGCGUAAAACAUCUAAACAUUUGGAAAUUCUGCAAAAAAUUGGAGGAUUUCCGGCUUGGGAUGAUAAAUGGAAUGCAGCCCAAUUUAAUUGGUUAACCAUGAGUUCCCAUAUGAGUGAAUUCGGCAUAGAGACUUUGAUAAAAGAAGACAUUUUUUCCGAAUAUCCUUUCAUGCCUUACUUUUUAAUGCCCAGCUUUGGUUUCGACAUCAAGCUGAGUUACGACAAUCUUCACAAUAAAUCCUCAAUGGCAUAUCUAACAAAUCGACAAUGCAUGUAUGAAAUUUUAACACUAUAUGGCAUUGGUGCAAAUAAAAGUGAGAUGGUCCUGGAAAAAAUCUUUGACUUCCUAGCCGAAGUCCUUGUGGUUGUGAAUGGUUUCAAAGAAGAUGAGUAUAGCUGUGAAAAACUCUCCGAAACCCUCAAGCCCUUUGAAGUGGAUGCUAUUAUCCAGCAAUGGUCUCAAUAUUUUGAUAUUGUCUGGCAUGGAAAAUUCCGAAAUUUAACCGAAGACAACAGACCUUGUUUAUAUUUUUAUAGAGAGCUUAAUAAAAUUGUUGCAAGACACCGGGAUGCGGUGGCAAAUUAUUUAUCAUUGAAGUUCUUAUAUCACAUGGAUGCUCGCCUAAAGAAUUCCAAGUUACAAGGAGAUUAUUGCACGUGGAGUGUGAGAAAUGGAAUGCGAUUCCUUUUCGAUAAUAUUUUCAUGAAGCUUUUCUUCAAUAGGCAAACUGCCAAAGAUGUUAAACGUAUGGCGAUAAGAAUACAAAAGGAACUGAGACAAUCUCUGCUCGAAGCAACAUGGAUGGAUGCAAAAACUCGAAAGGCAGCCCUCCUUAAAGAAUCAUCUAUGAAGCUCUACGAGGUCAACAGGAUAAACCUACUGCUAUUCGAAAAUCAUAUAAGACGACUGCAUGGCCUCUACUCAGAGCAAUUUAAUAACCAAACAAAACCCUUGCAAAUGAUGUUGGGCAUGGAGGUGAAUGCCUUCUAUUAUCCCCUAGAUAACAGCCUUCAUAUAGCUGCUGGUGUGCUACAACCUCCCACAUAUCAUCCUGCUUGGCCUAUCUCAUUGAAAUAUGGUACUCUGGGCUAUAUCUUGGGCCAUGAAUUUAGCCAUGGCUUUGAUGUGCAGGGUGCCAAUUAUGAUUAUACCGGUCGAAAUUCCUACUGGUGGUCGGAGGAGGCGUCUCAACAAUUCGAAGCGCAAGCCCAAUGUUUUGUGCAAUCGUAUGGCAAUUAUUGUGUACCGGAAAUAAACCGUCGCAUUAAUGGCCUAUUGACUUUGAAUGAAAAUAUUGCUGAUGCGGGCGGUUUAAACUUGGCUUUUAGGGCAUAUCGUCGUUUAGCAAAUGAGCAGAGCAAAAAAGUUGGCAGCCCAAGGCAGGCACAUGGCAAGCAGGAAACAAUGCCUGGUCUGAAUUUAACAGCGGAACAGUUAUUUUUUGUGGGAGCUGCCCAGAUAUGGUGCUCCUCGUACCGAGAAAUGGACUAUUGGCAGGAACUAACGAACACUCACACCAUAGAGAAAUAUCGUGUGUUGGGCUUGAUGACAAAUAGCAGAGAUUUUGCAAAUACCUACAAUUGUCCAAAUAAGAAUGGUGAUAAGUGUGAGGUUUGGUAA